Molecule: messenger RNA, 831 nt
Organism: Brettanomyces nanus
Lineage: Eukaryota; Fungi; Ascomycota; Pichiomycetes; Pichiales; Pichiaceae
Exons: 1
Coding region: 1-831 (276 amino acids)
Source: RefSeq, a predicted model, not a curated record
AUGUCCACAUUGCAGGCUUUUUAUCCUCCGAUCGAGAGCGAUAGCUCGACUUCUGUUGAAACGACCAGCGUCACACUUAACGCUAUUGUGGAAACAUCUACUCCUUCCAUCUUGUCCCUUCCCAUUAACAACCCUGCCACUUUUAUCUCCGUCUACGAGUCCUGUCUCAAACCUCUUUAUACCCUCAACAUUGCAUUGCUAGAUAAACUACAUAACAGAUCCAACUACUCUCUUCUUCUUAUUCACAUGCAUCAAAGGUUCAUCUCCCUGUUCAGAGAGCUCAACGACUUCAAGAAGAUGGUUAGUUUGACUCACGCAAGCAACUUUUCGGAUUCUUUGAGUAAUAGUUGUUUUGUCCGUUCCUUGCUAUCCGGGUUUGAUCUCAAAUUCCGUCAUUUUAUUGACGAUCUACACUCGAUCAACUCACAGAUAUUCUCGAAUGCUGAAUAUUGGGCGCUUUCUCCUCUUGCUACCAUCUAUCAGAAGAUCAUUUCUCGGUCCGAUAACGGUGAAAUCUUUGUUCUUAAGGAGACUGACAAGCUAGAGUGUCUACGACUGGAUGUUCUUGUUCAUUCUGACAGCCUAAAAUCAUACAAGAAGUUCGGUGGACAAUUUGAUGCCAAGGCCAUCGUUAAUGAGGAUCUAGCGAAUUUCCAUAAUGAACUUUCCAAGUGUUUCAAGUCUGAUGGUUUUGCACCUCAAUCACAUUCACAUUCCAAGCUUUUCAAACCGUCUCCUGAUGACUACAAAAUAGCCACCUCUUCUCAAUUCAAGCAAUUCAAUGCCCGCAGAUUGCAGUUACUUGGAUUGUUUGACAAGCGAAUCUUUUAA